AUGUUAGAAAUUGAAAGUAGAAAAGAUAAAACUAUUAAUAAUGUAAUUAAAUUUGUCAAGGCAGAAUGGCCCAGCACGAAAAACCUGUCAGAAGAAGAGAAAAUUUACUUUCAUAAAAGGUACGAAUUAACAGUAGAUACCAAUUGUUUAUUUUGGGGAAUGAGAGCGUGCAUUCCCGACAGCAUGCGGGCAAUCAUACUAAAAGAAUUACAUUCUUCUCACAUGGGAAUUGUCAAAAUUAAAACGUUUGCGAGAUCUUACGUCUGGUGGCCAGGCAUUGAUUCUGCUAUUGAAAAUUUAAUUAAUGAUUGCAACAUUUGCUCAGUACUUCGAAAAACCCCGGCAAAAACACCGUUAACUACUUGGCCUUGGCCACCAAAGGCGUGGAGUCGCAUUCAUUGCGAUUUUGCAGGUCCAUUUUUUAAUAAUAUGUACCUCAUUGUGAUAGACGCACACUCUAAAUGGCCUGAAGUAAUAAAUUUCAAAAAUAAUACAAAAACGUCGAAGGUCAUCGAAAAAUUCAAGACACUAUUUGCUAAUUACGGUUUACCUUUACACGUUCAUUUAGACAACGGGCCCCAGUUCAAAUACGGAUUGAAAGAUUGGCUAGAACAAAACGGAGUCCACCAUACCACACUGUACAACAGGACGCAGCCCGGCGUUCUUAAUGUUUGGGCGAGAACUGAGAACUCGUUUUGA
Molecule: messenger RNA, 699 nt
Organism: Diprion similis
Lineage: Eukaryota; Metazoa; Arthropoda; Insecta; Hymenoptera; Diprionidae
Exons: 2
Coding region: 1-699 (232 amino acids)
Biological process (GO): DNA integration
Molecular function (GO): nucleic acid binding
Source: RefSeq, a predicted model, not a curated record